UAAUAUGUUACAAGAGUAUAUAAGUGAUCCAGUUAUUCGCAAAUUCACAAACAAAGCCGCUCUUCUUCGCUGGCUUUAAUCGCCGCGGUUGUUGUGUGAGUUCACGGUCAGUAGCGCCUCCUGUCGCUUGAAGGCGGUAUUGACUGAUGUCCACACUGCUGUAAUGCAAUGCGCCACACCGCCACAGUGUGUCUUUCUCCUCGCAAACUUACCAUCCCGCGCUAGCGCAGUGGAGGAAACGACAGCUUGACAACAUCUCUCGUUUCACUAGACGAGGAAAACAAUGCCAUUAACUCCAGGUGCACAGAGUUUACGCUGAUAUUGACACGAACCAUCGCUGUAUCAUCUAUGUGGAGCGGGACGGGACAGGUGCACGGGGUGGAGGGCUACAUCAGAAAGAAGACACAGAACCAGAAGAGUUUAAAAGCCCAUAAACACCGAUACGCUGCCACAGUCGUCUUCUCGGGUGCGUUUCCGGCGUGUUUCCCAGUGCGUAAAAACGCACGAGCAUCGGGAGAUUCCAAGAGUGAAUUGAUUGCAACAUCACGACCGCGAGCUGCGCGUGCAAGUGUGUGACCGCGCUGCAAACACAACGACAGGAGCGUCCCCGCAGAAGUGCACUGAUCUUUCCAAUCUUUAUAUAUGACAGCUCGUGAUUGCAUGCAUCAGCAGAUGGCUGAACUGAUUUAGCUGAUCACUGGCACUCGAACUAGCGUGGGAAUCGAAGGAGAGGACGAUGUUGUUGAAGGAAUACCGGAUAUGCAUGCCACUAACAGUGGAAGAGUACAGGAUUGGUCAGCUGUACAUGAUCAGCAAGCACAGUCAUGAGCAGAGCGAGAGAGGAGAGGGUGUGGAGGUGGUGCAGAACGAACCGUAUGAGGACCCCAACUACGGCCCGGGACAGUUCACUGAGAAACGCAUUUAUCUCAACAACAAGCUGCCCAGCUGGGCCAGAGCUGUGGUUCCCAAAAUCUUCUAUGUGACGGAGAAAGCGUGGAAUUAUUAUCCCUACACCAUUACGGGUAACUACAGCUACUUACCUGCAAGCACACAGUGCCAUUUAAUUGGUUAAAAUAAGAGUGCACCCAAAAAUAUAAAAUGGCUGAAAAUGUUCCAAGAUGAGUGCGUUUCCUCACAGAACAGAUCCGGUAGAAAUGUAGCAUUGGGUCACUCUGCAGUGAAUGGGUGCCGUCAGAAUGAGAUCCUAAACAGUUCAAAACUGACCGACAUAUAUUGUUUCGGACUGUUUUCUCCUCUAAAAAGUGUUCAGUGCAUAUUUCUCUCUGG
This is a messenger RNA of Carassius auratus (goldfish), 1287 nucleotides long. Its product is annotated as cytoplasmic phosphatidylinositol transfer protein 1-like. Gene Ontology annotation, cellular component: cytoplasm. Gene Ontology annotation, biological process: phospholipid transport. Lineage: Eukaryota; Metazoa; Chordata; Actinopteri; Cypriniformes; Cyprinidae. Gene Ontology annotation, molecular function: phosphatidylinositol transfer activity; phosphatidylinositol binding. The record is from RefSeq and is a predicted model, not a curated record. Bases 737 to 1072 code for a protein of 111 amino acids. The transcript has 3 exons.